AAAGGAAACAGCAUUUACAAUUAUGUUCUCUGGGUUCUUGCUUGUUCUCUGUCUAGUUCACAGUUCUGUGCAGCUAGUGGACAUUAAAACAUUUUUACUAUAUAAUAAAGUCAACAGGCUCUGUCUUGAGGCAUCUAUUGCACAGUCAGUUAGAACUGCCACUUGCAAUCAAGAAAAUGAAUCACAAAAAUUCAGGUGGAUCACAGAUCAUCAGCUUAUGAGUGUGAAACUAACACUAUGCCUGGGAGUGCCAUUGAAGAAGGAUCAGGCCAUGGUCACCCUGUAUCCCUGUAAUCAAAAGAGUGAGCUCCAGUGGUGGGAAUGCAGAAAUGAAAGCCUUCUUGCAAUCCAAGGAGAAGAUUUAUUUCUCAGUCCUGGCAACGAAGAGCAUGACAAUGUUUUGUUAAAGAAGGAACUGAGUGCAGGGAAUAAAUGGAAUAUCUAUGGGGCCAUGGAUGUUUUAUGUUCCCAGGGAUAUGAAGAGACCUUCACGCUGCUGGGGAACGCCUUCGGGGCGCCGUGCGUGUUCCCGUUCCGGUUCCGGGGCCGGUGGCGGGCGGCCUGGGCGGCCUGCACGGCCGCGGGCCGCGCUGACGGCCGGCGCUGGUGCGCGACCACCGCCGACUACGACCGCGACCGGCGCUACGGCCUGUGCCCGUCCGCAGAUAAAGACAGCACAUGGACUACAGAUCUGUCAAAAAAUGUUCACUACCAAGUAAAUUCUGAUUCAGCUCUCACGUGGCACCAAGCCAGGAAGAGCUGUCAGCAGCAAAAUGCAGAAUUACUGAGUAUCACAGAUAUUCAUGAACAAACAUACCUUAAAGAAUUAACAGGAGGUACGGAUUCUGCACUGUGGAUUGGACUCAACAGACUGGACUUGAGUAGUGGAUGGGAGUGGAUUGGAGGCAGCCCUUUCCAGUACUUAAACUGGGCUCCAGGAAGCCCUUCUCCAGAAUCUGGGAAGCUCUGUGCAGUUUUGAAUCCUGAAACAAAAGCUAAAUGGCAAAAUUGGGAUUGUGAUGAGAAACUUGGUUAUAUUUGUAAGAAAAAGAACUUUACUUUGGCUCCUUCAGGUGACCCUGGGCCUGUCACUUGCCCAGAUGGAUGGGUGCCCUAUGUAGAUCACUGCUACAGGGUCUUCAGGGACAGCAAAGGAUGGGAAGGAGCUUUGACCUCCUGUCAGAAGGAAGGGAGUCACUUGGCCAGCAUCCAAAGCCUCGAGGAGCACAGCUUUAUGGUGUCUCAACUUGGGUACAAGCCAACAGACAAGCUGUGGAUUGGGCUGAAUGACCGUAAGGUUCAAAUGUAUUUUGAGUGGAGUGAUGGUACCCCAGUGACAUACACGAAGUGGCACCUGGGAGAGCCAUCCACUACAAACAACAGGCCAGAAGACUGUGUCCUGAUCAAGGGCCAGAAUGGCUAUUGGGCAGACUACAUCUGUGAGAAGAAGGCUGGCUACAUUUGUAAAAGAAAAGGUACAUCACAAACAGCUGGAGAAAAAGAAAUUACUGCUGCAGGUUGCAAAAAAGGCUGGAGAAGAUAUGAGACCUACUGCUAUUUUAUUGGACAUAUUCCAGCAACGUUUUCAGAAGCAAACAUCACUUGUGAAGGAGAAGAAGGUUACUUAGUCACAGUUGAAAGUAGGUAUGAACAAGCCUAUCUGACUAGCCUUGUUGGGCUGAGGCCUGAAAAAUAUUUCUGGCUUGGCCUCUCAGAUGUGAAGGAUCAAGGCACUUUCAGCUGGGCCAAUGGUGAAGCUGUGUCCUUCACACACUGGGGUGCAGGAAUGCCUGGAAAUAAUCUGGGAUGUGUAGCCAUGAGAACUGGGACUGCAGCUGGAUUAUGGGAUGUUCUUGACUGUGAGACAAAGCAAAAAUAUAUUUGUAAGCAGUGGGCAAAGGGUGCAACAGUUCCACCUGUUCCAACUACUGCUCUGGUCCCUACAUGCCCUGAAGGUUGGGUAUCAAACAACCAUGGAAGUUCCUGUUUUAAAUGUUUUUGCAGAUCGAGAAUUAGAAAGAAAUCAUGGUUUGAAGCUCGAGAUUUUUGCAGACAAAUAGGAGGGGAUCUGGUCACCAUUGACACUAAGGAGGAGAUGCCAUUCCUAAUGGAAGCAAUAAGAGCCACUCGCUGUAUGUUUGAAACAAUUUGGCUCGGUAUAUUUUCCUUGAAUCCAGAUGAAGGAUUUGCCUGGAGUGAUGGCUCUCCAGUGAGGUACACAGACUGGGAUGUUAGCACAAGGAAUUCAGGACGGAGCAAGUUUUGUGGCUCACUCUAUUAUGCGAGAUCUUCUGGCCUGUGGUCUCUUUCGGUGUGUCAAGAACAGAGAAACUGGGUUUGCCAGGUGAAACAAGGAGUGUCAUUAAAACCUGAACCCAUUGACACAUAUGAAUAUAAAACCACUGCAGAUGGAUGGGUCAUAUAUGAAGAUAAGCUCUACUAUAUCAGCAAAGAACAGGUUUCCAUGGAAAGAGCCCAAGAGUUUUGCAGGAAGAAUUCUGCAGACCUGGUUGUUGUUAAUAGUAACAGUGAGAGAAGGUUCCUAACGAGAGCACUAAAAGAAAAUGAGAGAUACGGGGGAGAGCAAAUAGGUUACUACAUUGGUCUAAGAGUGAGCCUUGAUAAAAAGUUCAGCUGGAUGGAUGGAACUCCAGUAACCUAUGCGGCCUGGGCUCCUAAUGAACCUAACUUUAAAAAUAAUGAAGAAAAUUGUGUGGUAAUGGUGUCAGAGCAUGGCUUGUGGAGUGACUAUAACUGUGGUUCUGCCCAUAAAUUUAUAUGUGAAAAACAUAACAGUUCUAUUAAUUCAACAUUACCUUCUCCAUUGCCUCCUUCCGGAGGAUGUCCAGAAAGUUGGAUAUUUUUUAACAACAAGUGUUUCAAAGUAUUUGCUUCCAAUACAACAAGAAAUCUCAUGUGGCAUUCUGCACGAGAUGUUUGCUUCAGUUUGGGAGGAAACCUGGCCACUAUUCCAAAUGAACAAGUGCAAGCUUUCCUUUUCUAUCAUUUGAAGUAUGCCACAGCUGAUGUUUGGAUUGGGAUGAAUGAUAUCAACAGAGAGUCCACAUUUCUUUGGACGGACGGAAGCUCUGUUUCCUACACCAACUGGGUUAAUGGUGCACCAGAAAAACAGCAAAGCUACUUUGACUAUUAUGAGUUUGAAAGAUUGACAGAUGAUGCUCUGGAGACAGAUUGUGUCUUCAUCAUGAAGUCAGAUGGGAAGUGGAGAGAUGAUAGCUGUGACAACGAAAGAGGCUUCGUGUGCCAGAUGAAUCCACUUCCCUCACAGCCUGAAGUGCCAACAACAAACCCAGCCUCUGGCUUUGCUCAUUAUGGUGACAGUAGCUAUUCAAUAAUUUCAUCUGAAAUGCAAUGGGAAGAGGCCAGAAAAAAUUGUCAAGAGAAGUCUGCAGAACUUGCCAGCAUUUUGGAUGCCUACAUCCAUUCAUUCUUGUGGAUCCAGAUGUUGAAAUAUGGAAAACCGUUAUGGAUUGGUCUUAACAGCAAUAUGACUGGUAGCUAUUACAAAUGGACCAAUAACUGGAAAACCAGGUACACAAAAUGGGCAGCAGGGGAACCAAAGGAGAACCAUGCUUGUGUUUACCUUGAUCUUGAUGGUACUUGGAAAACAGCAUCUUGCAAUGAAAGCUACUUUUCAGUUUGCAUGAUAUCAGGUGAGACAGCUCCUACUGACCCGGCUGAGCUGCCUGGAGACUGUCCUGAAGCAGAUGAGCUCCAGGCUUGGAUCCCUUACCAUGAUCACUGCUACUACCUGGAAGCAUCAGCUGAGAGAACCUGGGCACUGGCCUCCCUUGAGUGUGCUCGUUUAGGAGCUACCUUGGUUUCAGUAGAAAACAUGGAUGAAUCUCACUUUCUGACUAAUAAAAUUCAACCACUUGGAAAUAAAGUAGGAGGCUUUUGGAUAGGACUUUACCAGAAUGUGGAAGGCCAGUGGCUGUGGCUAGAUAAUGCUGUCCUAGACUUUGUUAACUGGGAGGACAAAGAGUUUGGUGAGGAGCAUCAAUGUGUGGAAAUAACUGCACCAUCUGGCUAUUGGGACAAAAGGGACUGCUCUGAUGAAAAAGGAUUUAUCUGCAAAAAACCCAAAGUUGAGCCAAAUGGGAGUCCUAUAAAGCAAAAAGGCAAGGAAAAGAAUGGAGAGACUCACCCACCUGUUCAUGUCUCUGUUUGGCCACUUAUCUUCUUGGCUGUUUUAGCUGUUUUUGGAGGUGGCAUGGCAGCCUAUUUCUACAAAAGAAAAAGACAAAACCAGCUUCCAACAGAUUCUGGCAAUGAAACACUAUUAAAAUGAUGUAUUGGUGACUGAAGCAUUGGUGAGAAUGGGUCCUGUGGCAUUUUACUUGGAGCAGCAAGUUACUUACUGAAAUUAAAGGAUGUAUCUGUUAAAAAUCUCUAGUGAGAUCUAGUGUAAUCUUAAAUUAAAUCACUUUCCUCUUUUUGCACUAGCUGAUUUUUUUAUCAUUCAUAUUUUACAAAAUCAGAAUUAGAGUUGGAUGUUAGGAGGGUCAAGAUGUUCUCAAGUGCCUUAUCAAGGAUGGUUAUGCAAAAAAACUUGUCAGAAACAGACAUGUAUUGAAAAAGGACUAUAAAAGCCAACUAGUGAGAAUGAAUGUCCAAUAAAGUUUGAAUGCCAUUUAGAACUGCAUUGCUGUGACAUUGUGAGCACUAAAAAAAAUCUUAAAAAUUGGAACCUAACUCUUUUGCAAACUUGAACUCUUUAACCCCACAAACUCCACUGCGCCAGACCAGUACUUUUAUUGUUCUUUAUGGCUAAAUCCUGUAACACUUACCAAACUGCUUUGUAUUCUUUUCUCAGAAAAUUUUGGGGCAGAAAGUCUUGUCAUGUUCAUUUUCUGCUAUGGAAAAUGGUUUAUGUCGGUAAAGAAAAUUAAGACUAAGUAUAAGUUGUAAUCAUUUUUCAAUUCAAUCAUGUGAUUUUUUACUGUCAUAUGUUUAUUUACAUGAAUUAAAAUA
Ficedula albicollis (Collared flycatcher) is the source of this 4995-nucleotide messenger RNA. RefSeq names its product macrophage mannose receptor 1-like. Gene Ontology annotation, molecular function: signaling receptor activity. The record is from RefSeq and is a predicted model, not a curated record. Lineage: Eukaryota; Metazoa; Chordata; Aves; Passeriformes; Muscicapidae. The coding region runs from base 23 to 4312 and encodes 1429 amino acids. The transcript has 31 exons. Gene Ontology annotation, cellular component: plasma membrane. Gene Ontology annotation, biological process: receptor-mediated endocytosis.